AUGGCCGACCAGAAGAAGACAAGUGAAGACGACCGAAGAAAGAGGAGCCGCAGCUGUGCGGAUGAAGACGACCAAGCAAUCAGGAACGACGACAGGUGGCUCAUUCUGGAGAGGACAGUGGUUUUGGAAAUAAUCCAAGAGUACUGCACCUUGAACUCCAAGUGCAUGAGGUCUCGUUCCCUCUCCACCAACAACAAGUCGAAGCCUCCUUCAAGCAGCGAGUUACUGGACAAACUACGAGAGGAGCAACGAGAUAUUGCGGAUAACAAACUGAGAUUUGAUAAGCGCACCUUCCAAAGCCAGUCGAGGUCCAAUGCUGCUAUAAAGCAUCUAUGCUGCAAGUUAGGUGCCGAUCGCGAAAGCAUGAAUCUCCGUUCAGAUGACGUGUCCCUAGUGAUUGGCCCUCUAAAAUAUACACUCGAAGGCGUAGCAACCGAGGAUUGUAACUGGGAUGCUGGUUUGGGCGAAAAAUCUGGACGCAUUGUUCCAUCUGUAAAAUCAAUCAGUGGAAUGGACGGCGAUGACGUGAUGUUUGUGCUUGUGGUGGAGAGUUAUUGCGUCUAUCAUGAAUUGGUUCAAGCAAACUUCCAUAAGACAUACAGUUGUUGUUUAAUUAUGACAGGUAAAGGGAUGGCUGAUGUGAAACUGAGACUGUUCGUCAAGUAUGUUAUGGAGAAGCUUGAAGUUCCAGUGUUUUACUUAUCGGAUUCAGACCCCAACGGCAUUGAGAUUACUACCGUAUACAAAUACGGUUCGGCAAACAUGGCCUACGAUGCCGAGAAUGUGGCAAAUCCACACAUUGUCUGGUUGGGCAUCUGGUCUACGGAUUUGCCCGAAUAUGAAAUACCAUAUUGGGAGUGA
Molecule: messenger RNA, 861 nt
Organism: Fragaria vesca subsp. vesca
Lineage: Eukaryota; Viridiplantae; Streptophyta; Magnoliopsida; Rosales; Rosaceae
Product: DNA topoisomerase 6 subunit A-like
Exons: 2
Coding region: 1-861 (286 amino acids)
Biological process (GO): reciprocal meiotic recombination; meiotic DNA double-strand break processing; meiotic DNA double-strand break formation
Cellular component (GO): nuclear chromosome
Molecular function (GO): DNA binding; DNA topoisomerase type II (double strand cut, ATP-hydrolyzing) activity
Source: RefSeq, a predicted model, not a curated record